GUAAAAUGAUAGGCAAAAAAAUUCAGACCAUCCGCCUCUGUUCAUCAACCAACUAGCUGAAAGCUUAAGCUGGCAGAGAUUACCUGCUUAUAAAGUCAUCUAGUCAAGUGGAUCAAGUAUUUCUAUUUUUUAACAGCGACACAGCAUAUUACAACAUGAGGCGUUUCUUCAUUUCAGAGCUCUGAGGGAAGAGCUGUCAUGUUCUGUGAGUCUACAGGGAUCUGAAGUUGCAAAGUUGCCCAUGUAUAAUUCAUUAAAAGCGAAGUAAAUCGCCUCUGGACAGUGCCACACACCGAAAGAUUUGUUUGCUUCAUCCAGUUGUACACUAAUGGAUAUGAAAGACUUUAUAAUGUCACCAGUCGUCUUUAUGGACUCAUUCCACAUCAUGCUCUGGAGACUUUGACCCUAAAAGUGCUUGAGAAAGUUGGCUUUUGGGGAGUCCACUUCCCUUUCCCAAUUUAUUUAUUUUCUUCCUGAAAGAAACUUAAAAAAAAUGGGCCCUUUUAUUUCUCCUUUUAGUAAUCUGCUAUGCAUGCUGUUGGGCAUUUCUUUCACUUUGUGGGUCACACUGCUUUUGGUCUUCAUCAUUGUUCCUGCCAUUUUUGGUCUGUCUUUUGGCAUCCGUGGACUCUACAUGAAGACACUGCUCAAGGUGUUUAAGUGGGCCACAGUGAGGAUGGAAAGAGGAGCCAAGGAGAAAAACCAUCUUCUGUACAAGCCUUACAGUCUUAAUAGCAUUAUCGCUAAAGAACCUACAUCACUGGAAGAUGAGCUCAAAGAGAUUCGGCGAAACGGGAGCAGUCGAGAGUUUGAUGCAUCCGCCUCCACCACCACAGGCCCCUCCCCUUCCUCAUCAGAGUUUGAAAUGUCAGACACCUUCUACUUUUGCCGCCGUGGCAUUGAAAGCAUCGUAGAUGAUGAGGUUACCAAAUGUUUCUCGGCAGAAGAACUUGAGUCGUGGAACCUGUUGACCAGGAGCAACUACAACUUCCAGCACAUUAGCACCAGACUGACAGUGCUGUGGGGUUUUGGCGUCAUCAUCCGUUAUGGGUUCCUGUUGCCCCUCAGGCUAACAUUAGCAAUCACAGGAAUAAGCCUAUUGGUUGUCUUCACCACCAUUAUUGGUCUUCUGCCCAAUGGAAGGUUGAAAAAUUUUCUCAGUGAAACAGUGCACCUGAUGUGUUACCGUAUCUGUGUGAGAGCGCUGACUGCUAUCAUCACAUACCAUCACAGUGAAAAUAAACCCAAGAAUGGAGGCAUCUGUGUUGCCAACCACACUUCACCCAUCGAUGUGAUUAUACUGGCCAGUGAUGGAUGCUAUGCAAUGGUGGGUCAGAUCCAUGGGGGGCUGAUGGGGCUCAUUCAGAGGUCUAUGGUGAAAGCUUGUCCACACAUUUGGUUUGAGCGCUUAGAAGUCAAAGAUCGCCAUCUAGUGGCUAAAAGGUUGAGUGAUCAUGUAAAAGACAAAAGCAAACUGCCUAUCCUCAUAUUCCCUGAAGGUACCUGCAUUAAUAACACAUCAGUGAUGAUGUUCAAGAAAGGAAGCUUUGAAAUUGGCUCGACUGUCUACCCCGUCGCCAUAAAGUAUGACCCUCGGUUUGGGGACGCCUUCUGGAACAGCAGUAAGUUUGGGAUGGUGAAUUAUCUGCUCAGAAUGAUGAGUAGCUGGGCCAUCGUCUGCAGUGUGUGGUACCUGCCUCCGAUGAGCCGCCAGGAAGAUGAGGAUGCCGUGCAGUUUGCUAACAGAGUAAAGGCAGCCAUUGCCAGACAGGGUGGUCUGGUGGACCUGCUGUGGGAUGGUGGUUUGAAACGAGGGAAAGUGAAAGACGCUUUUAAAGAGGAGCAGCAAAAAAUCUACAGCAAGAUUUUGGUUGGAACGCAAGCGGACCGCAGUCGUUCUUGAGGAGAGGAUGAUGAUUCAGGUGAGGACCUGGAGGGCAAGAGACGGUUCAGAGACCCGGAACAACGGCGUUAUGGAUUUGUUUCACUUCAAAUCAAAGAGCUGUCCUUGUUUAAUUAUUCCUUUUUGUGAAAAGGAUCAAAGCUUGUCGAGUGUUAGGUCAGGUCGUGAUCAAAACACUCCACGAGAUGCGUUUUGAUGCGUAGUGUUCCUUUGACCGAAGCCAGAGUAGCGUGUUUCAGUCUAUAGUGGCCGGGUGGCUCACGAGGAGUCAUAAGGAUGCAAUGUGAUAGUUUAAUGGUUUCUUUCUCUUUUUUUUUUUAUCAUUUACUCUUAACGUAUCAUUAGGAUGCAAUAAACUAUUAAAUCUGAUGGCCAUGAAUGGUUCAAGGAAACGCCUCAUCAGGCUGCACGUAGGUGUCCGAGAGUUUUCCGUUAUGCACUUCCAUCUCUCUGCUGCGCAAGUCACUUUAAUCCUGGGUUUUAACUGGAGAAAACAGCAGAAAUAUGCAUGGCAAACCUGUAAUUUAAUUUGAAGAUGAAGUUUAUACUAACCUUUGCAGACAUGUAAUCUGCACUGACCUUUCAAAAUACCUCCAUGUAAACAAUCAAGCCAAUCAAUGUGUGAAGGGUUUGAGAAGAAUUGGUUAUAUAUUGUUGGUUUUUUUUUUUUUUCC
Molecule: messenger RNA, 2577 nt
Organism: Rhinichthys klamathensis goyatoka
Lineage: Eukaryota; Metazoa; Chordata; Actinopteri; Cypriniformes; Leuciscidae
Product: glycerol-3-phosphate acyltransferase 4-like
Exons: 13
Coding region: 494-1903 (469 amino acids)
Biological process (GO): triglyceride biosynthetic process
Cellular component (GO): endoplasmic reticulum
Molecular function (GO): glycerol-3-phosphate O-acyltransferase activity
Source: RefSeq, a predicted model, not a curated record